UAAGAAUAGGAAUUGCUAGUCUAUUGUCAUCAAUAGAAUGUUUGGAAGGUCAUAGAUGGUCAUAUGUUGGAUUUUUUGUAGAAGAAAGAGUUAUACGUGAUCACAGGUUUAAAAUGAUUGGUGGGUAUCGUGGGAAUGGAUCCCCGGUAUUGGACUGA
Molecule: messenger RNA, 158 nt
Organism: Paraglomus occultum
Lineage: Eukaryota; Fungi; Glomeromycota; Glomeromycetes; Paraglomerales; Paraglomeraceae
Source: the annotation of a GenBank genome assembly